Dioscorea cayenensis subsp. rotundata (Guinea yam) is the source of this 1206-nucleotide messenger RNA. RefSeq lists its product as uncharacterized. The transcript has 2 exons. The coding region runs from base 1 to 1206 and encodes 401 amino acids. NCBI's taxonomy places the organism in Eukaryota, Viridiplantae, Streptophyta, Magnoliopsida, Dioscoreales, Dioscoreaceae. The record is from RefSeq and is a predicted model, not a curated record.
AUGAAGAAGGAGCUAGAGUCCAUUGAGAAGAACAAUACGUGGAUCCUAACCGAGCUCCCAUCGAGUCAAAAACCCAUUGGCCUAAAAUGGGUGUACAAAUUGAAGAAAGAUUCAGAUGGACAUAUCAUCAAACACAAAGCAAGGUUGGUGGCUAAAGGUUAUGUACAAAGGCAAGGUAUCGACUUCGAUGAAGUGUUCGCUCCGAGUUUGCAAAAACUUGACACCGUUCGAGUCAUUCUUGCACUUACCGCAAAUCGGGAGCUGGAAGGAAGUAACAAUGAAGAAGUUGAGAGAUUCAAAGAGCAAAUGAUGAUGGAAUUUGAGAUGAGUGAUUUGGGACUUCUUUCCUAUUACUUGGGGAUUGAAGUAGAGCAGCAGAAGGAUCGGAUACAACUCAAACAAUCAGCUUACGCCAAGAAAGUCUUGUCUCAAUUUGAAAUGACGGAUUGCAAUGCAGCAAAGUACCCGAUGGAAACCAAGAUGCAGUUGCACAAGGACCUGGAAGGUACACCCGUUGAUUGCACAGAAUAUAGAAAAAUCAUUGGCUAUCUCAGAUAUCUCUUGCAUACAUGGCCGGACUUGUCAUAUGCCGUUGGGAUGGCGAGCAGGUAUAUGGAGAGACCUACAGUCAUACAUCACAAAGUGGUUAAGCAGAUCCUAAGAUACUUAAGGGGAACAAUUCAUUUUGGACUGGUUUAUAUGAAGGGACAUCAAGAGGUUAGCAUCUCUGGGUUCUCGGAUAGCGAUUUGGCAGGAGAUCAGGAUGGGAGAAGAAGCACAACUGGUAUGGCCUUCUAUUUCAAUGGAAAUCUGAUAUCCUGGAAUUCUCAAAAACAAAAAACAGUGGCGCUAUCAUCAUGCGAAGCUGAGUUCAUGGCGGCCACAGCAGCAGCUUGCCAGGCUCUUUGGUUGAGGAACCUUGUUGGUGAAUUAACAAGGACAGAUCUAAAGCCAGUGAUCUUGUUUGUUGAUAACAAAUCUGCCAUUGCUCUCAUGAAAAAUCCUGUAUUUCAUGGACGAAGCAAGCACAUAGAAACAAGAUUUCAUUUUAUUAGAGAGUGUGUGGAGAGAGGACAGAUUGUGGUAGAAUUUGUAAACACCGGUGAACAGCGUGCCGAUGCACUGACGAAAGCUUUGUCAGUAGUGAAGUUAGCUGCUAUGCGUCAACUACUUGGUGUCCGUGAUCUGGAUACAUGUCAGGAUUAG